AAGGAAGCAUACAAACACCACACUUCCUACUGUCAACUACCAGCACAAAUCCUAAACAAAAGCAAAAUGUUCAAAUUCGUGACUUUCGUUCUUGCCGCUCUCGUCGCUUGCGUGUCAGCCCAUGUAGCACCACUAGCCGCUGCUCCUCUGGCUGUCGCUGCCUACGCCAAUGCACCAUUGUACGCCGCUGGUGGCAGUAGUCAAAUCGACGUACGCAACAACUAUGAUGGCACACUCUCAUCGUACACCACAACACCAUUCCAAUAUUCUGGUCCCUUCGCUAGCCGCUAUGUGUCCGGUGUACCCGCUGCCUAUGCUGCUGCUGCUCCACUGAGCGCUCCAUUAGCUGUUCCAGCUUUAGCUAAAUACGCUGCGCCAGCUGCUUUCGCCGUGCCCGCACCAUUGGCUGCUUUACCAGCUCCUCUGGCUGCUUUGCCCGCUCCCUUGGCUGCUGCGCCCGCUCCUCUUGCUGCAGCACCAUUUGCUACGCCCUAUGCCGCGCCUUUCGCUGCCCCAGCCCAAUAUGCUUGGUAGAUAGUUGCUGAACGUAGCAAGUAAUGGAAACACGAAGCUUGUCGCCUUUGCUUGCAAGUUGCUGAAGAUUGAACUGACUAAUUUGUUAAAAUAAAAAAUAAAUUCACUUAUA
Anastrepha ludens (Mexican fruit fly) is the source of this 646-nucleotide messenger RNA. Its product is annotated as sterile alpha motif domain-containing protein 1. NCBI's taxonomy places the organism in Eukaryota, Metazoa, Arthropoda, Insecta, Diptera, Tephritidae. The record is from RefSeq and is a predicted model, not a curated record. The transcript has 2 exons. Bases 67 to 534 code for a protein of 155 amino acids.